This is a messenger RNA of Cyanidioschyzon merolae strain 10D, 3039 nucleotides long. RefSeq names its product probable DNA repair endonuclease XPF. Gene Ontology annotation, cellular component: nucleotide-excision repair factor 1 complex. Gene Ontology annotation, biological process: nucleotide-excision repair involved in interstrand cross-link repair; resolution of meiotic recombination intermediates; double-strand break repair via homologous recombination. NCBI's taxonomy places the organism in Eukaryota, Rhodophyta, Bangiophyceae, Cyanidiales, Cyanidiaceae. Gene Ontology annotation, molecular function: single-stranded DNA binding; single-stranded DNA endonuclease activity; damaged DNA binding. The record is from RefSeq and is a predicted model, not a curated record. The transcript has a single exon. The coding region runs from base 1 to 3039 and encodes 1012 amino acids.
AUGCUUCACUAUGAAAAGACUGCAGCGGCGGAGAUUCUGAGAGGCGGUAACAGCCUGGCAGUGUUCAGUCGCGGCCUAGACUUAGGUUCUCUCGUUGCCAUCGUUGCAGCGGAAAAGCUUCUGCUAAGCGAAGGGAGACCUAUUUUGGCACUCAACUUCCCGAAAACUGUUUUUCAGCGACUUGGCCGUCUGCUAGCGACGCACCCUGCAAAAUUCCCGAUCCACCUGCUCCCAAGACAUGUGAGUUCCAGCGUUUCAGCGGUUGAACGCUUCGAAGUCUACGGAUGUGGAGGAAUCAUCGCUGCCACACCGCGAACUUUGGCUGUGGACCUUCUUACAGCAGUAUCUCAGCUGGGUGAUCACGGGGCAAAAAAAGUCCCCACGCUGAGUUUUCUGGGUAUUCUGAUUUAUAACGCACAUGAAAUCUCAGAACAUCGAAGCGAAACUUUUGUAACGCGUCUUUUUAGAGAAUACGUAGGAAGAUGUGAACUGGAGGAUACCUUCAUACACGCCUUUAGUGACGCGGCACCAGCAUUGUGCCGCGGAUUUCACUCAGCAGAAAAACUGAUGCGCCUUCUCGGACUCGAAAGGUUACUGCUUUAUCCUCGUUUUCACGUUGAUGUCGUUACCUCCCUUGAGCACAAGACAGAAAAUCCACAGAGCUACGUAGAUGGAGGUUAUGGGACUCAUUCCUCAUCGAGCGCGGGAAUAGAGUUGCUGGAAUUGCAUCAGCCUAUGACUGCACUGAUGAAAGCCAUUCAGGACGAGAUCCUUGUGCUCAUGCGAUCCUGCUUUUUCGAAUUAAGACGCAGUUCGCCGGCCGCGGAACUAGAUGAGAGUGAUUUGAGGGUAGCGGCUACCAGUAGGAGCAUCUUACAAGCCGCCCAGCGCAUCGGGCAAGAAUGGCGGCGAUUGAAUUCUCGUAGCAGGCAGCUGUUGCAGGAUAUCCAGAACCUGAAUAGCAUUCUUUCGAGUCUGCUGGACGAUGACUGUGUCACAUUUUUGGCAUAUUUAGAGUCAUUGAGGGAUACACAAGGAGCGACCAGUUUGUGGAUGGCGAUGGAAUCGGCGCAAAAUCUGUAUAGACUGGCCAGGGAGAGAGUCUUCCGAGGCACCGACACUGGGGGAGACUCCAAACUAAUGGGAAUGCAGGAUGCAGCGCUUGACCUACGAGCCAGCGAGACUGGUGAGUUACCGUUCGAAUUCAGCCAGAAGCUUGUCUGUCCGGAACCGAACAGCAAAUGGGAACUUUUGAAAGAGUUACUUGAUGAAGUUGUAAGUAUGCUCAUGGGUCAUCAGAGGCAUGGAAACGUAUCGGACGCAUCGACUCGUCGAGUUCUUGUUCUGGGGAGAGAGCCCUGCACUAUUCAGUUUCUCGCCGAGUAUCUCCACUAUCGUGAAGGCGCUUUCGACGCAUUGCAUCGACGACUGCUUUUGUAUCUUGGGACGAAAUCCGGUGGAAAAGCCCGUGAGUCUGUCAGACCGACGACGGCAACAAUGUCGAAAGCGGUGCCGUCACUUAGGGUCAAGUCAGAUGCCAUAGAUGCCUCGCAAUCCUCGUCGAACGCGGAAAGUGAGCACUCGAGCGCUUGUACUGAUAUGCGACAACACGCACCAAAUCAGAGGAUCACAGCAGAACACGAUUCCCCUGGGCAGAAAUUCGGUCACCUACAGGGCGAUGCCGCAGGGCAUGCAUCCCCCCGCGAAUCAGCGUCGGAUAACUACAAUUCAGCUCCCGCGCAUGCCAGUAGUGCCGUGUCGCAGUGUGCAGAUGCAGCGCGUGUAGAGAUUUUGCUCAAAUCCUAUGGCAGGAGACAGAGCAGCACGGGCGUUGAAAACCUCAUCGGACCCUCCACCAUACUGCCUUUCUUGCUGGAUUCGCAACCGUGUUCAAUUAUUAUGUUGGAUCCUACCCUGCAACACGUCCGAGAAAUCGAAGUAUACCAAGCCGCUUACUCGAGAUUUGCAAAGAUCCGGGUCUAUGCAGUAUUUUACGAAGAAUCCCCCGAAUAUGAGCUAUAUUGUAAUGCAAUAGCAGAUGAGAAGCACGCAUUUCAAACCUUGAUCCGCCAUAAGGCGUCGAUGGCCGUUCGACUCGAUCAGAGCUCUGCCGUGGCUGUACCGGAUACUGGGCCCGAACGCAUUUAUUGGCCACUUUGGGCGGGAUCCCUUGCGAAGGCGGAUAGACCUUCGCCCUCGUCUGGACGUCCCCAGAUUCUUGUGGAUGUACGAGAAUUUCGCUCGACGCUUCCUGGUUGUCUGUAUCAAGCGGGAUUCGAGCUGCUUCCUCGGACCCUGAAAGUAGGGGAUUAUGUACUCACACCGGAUAUUUGUGUCGAGCGCAAAAGUAUCCCGGAUCUGACGAGUUCUUUGGCGUCUGGGAGACUUUAUACGCAAUGCCAAGCAAUGUGUCGACUAUAUAGAUACCCGUUGCUGAUGAUCGAGCUCCAGGAAGAUGACAUCGGGAGCACGGGAGCGAAAGCACAUGUGACAAAUCUGUUCGCGCCUAGUCUCUCCUUUCAGGAGAAUUCCUCGCAUGGUCCUGCCACGGGAAUCGGGAAACUGUGCCUACUGACAAUUCAUUUUCCUCGUCUACGCCUACUGUGGUGUCGAGGUCCCCAAGCAGGUGCCGAAGUGUUUGGCACAUUAAAAAUUGGGGAAGCGGAACCGUCGGGUGAACCGACGGGCCAGAUUUCAGGCGAAUCCGAAGCGACCGAGGACUCAUCCGCAGAAGCUUCACUUUAUUCGGUGAUGAAUGCACGAGACGCUUUCGCUAUGCGUCCUUUUGACAUGCUUCGUUGUCUGCCUGGCGUCGAGAAUGCAACUGUGUUUGCGCUCAUGCGCCAGUUUCGAACGCUGACGGAUCUGGCGAACGCUGAAGCUGAUAAUAUGGCGAAGCAUUUCGGGCCGACUCUUGCAAAGCAGCUCAUCUCCUUCAUCAACACGGAGUUUCGUGAUCCGAAUGAGGUUUCUGCAUCGGCUGCCGGAGCUGAACCAGUUAGCAAAAAAAUUCGGUCUACGUCACCGGCCGACUUGUAG